Molecule: messenger RNA, 2876 nt
Organism: Neltuma alba
Lineage: Eukaryota; Viridiplantae; Streptophyta; Magnoliopsida; Fabales; Fabaceae
Product: phosphate transporter PHO1 homolog 3
Exons: 14
Coding region: 356-2746 (796 amino acids)
Biological process (GO): cellular response to phosphate starvation; phosphate ion transport
Cellular component (GO): plasma membrane; cytoplasm; trans-Golgi network
Molecular function (GO): phosphate transmembrane transporter activity; inositol hexakisphosphate binding
Source: RefSeq, a predicted model, not a curated record
GGGUGGAAUAUUGUUCAUAUAAAAACCAUUAUAGCUUGUUGCUUUUGAUCACACGACUCUUGAACUUCGCCUGUAAUCAACUUGAGAUGCAGCUGUUACAUUAAGAUUCUCCAGUAAUGAUAAAUCUCGUCUACCUGAACUGCGUGAUCAGAAAGAAUCUUCUUUUAUUACUCUGGUGAAGCUAUUCAUACAAGUAAUCUUCCUUUCAGAAACUGUCUUCACAAGGCUUUACAUUUGACCAUCCAGUAUUUCCUUUCCAUUCUAACUCUGCUUCCUGAGCUCAGUCUGUUUUCUGCAAAAGCCAGUAAAUUAUUAUCACAUAUUAAAAAGUUUGCUUCGCUUAGAAAGGCAAAAGAUGAAGUUUGGGAAAGAAUUUGAAGCACAAAUAGUGCCAGAAUGGAAGGAAACAUAUAUGGAUUAUAAUUACUUGAAGACCCUUUUGAAAGAUGUCCAACGCCACAAGCAGAGAAACAAGCCACCUGCAACUCCGGGAGGCCUAAAGAGAAAGCUAACUCUGUACAGGGCUUUCAGUGGACUCAUUCAGAGACAUCCCCCCCAAUCCAUCAGCCCCUCAGAGCAGGAUGUUGAGAGCCAACCCAUUAUGGUGAACUCAGUGCUCAGUGAUGGAUCUGAGGGCUACCAAACUACAUUUCUGAAGGCUGCUGAAGAAGGUGGAGAAUAUGAAUUGGUAUUCUUUAGGAGGCUAGAUGAUGAGUUUAACAAAGUGGACAAGUUUUAUAGGUCUAAAGUGGAAGAAGUGAUGAAGGAAGCUGCUAUGUUAAAUAAGCAAAUGGAAGCUUUGAUUGCUUUCCGGAUAAAAGUUGAGAAACCCUCCCAAUGGUUCAACAGCUCUGUAGAGAUGACUCAUCUUGCUUCAGAUGUUGCUAGUUCAGCAGCUGCAUUAUCAUCUUCUACGCCCAGAGGGGCCAAAUUGCACACUUCAUCAACAGGAAGAGUUUCCCUGGGCAUGGAGGCGAUCAAUGAGGAUAGCAUCCGCCAUGGUCAAUCAGAUGACUCUAACGAGGACAAAGAUGAUGAAAUUCAAGUAAGUGACAAGAAGUUCCAGACAGAUAAAGAAAAAGAUAACAGACGCACCAGACCAGCUCCUCUGGAAGUCCUUAAUCAUGUUCGAUUCAACAACAGUCUUGAGACUCCUCGCUCAACCAUAAAAGGCUUCCUCAAUUACUCUGCACAGAAAGAGCUACAAUUCAACAGAAAGAAUCUGAAGAAAAUUGAAGAACAACUCACAAAAGCUUUCAUUGAAUUCUACCAAAAGCUUCGACUUCUAAGGAACUACAGCUUUCUGAACACACUGGCAUUUUCAAAGAUAAUGAAGAAAUAUGACAAGAUUACAUCAAGAAGCGCAGCAAAAGCUUACGUGAGUAUGGUUGAUAACUCCUUCCUGGGCAGCUCUGAUGAGGUCACCAGGCUUAUGGAGAAGGUUGAAAAAACAUUCAUCAAGCAUUUCUCCAACUCCAAUCGUGAUAAUGGAUUGAACCUUCUCAGACCAAAACCAACUAGAGCAAAGCAUAGAAUAACAUUUUCCACAGGUUUUAUGGCGGGCUGCACAGCAGCACUAGUUUUAUCACUUAUUCUGAUCAUCCGUGCCCGCAAAAUUAUGAAUCACAAAGGGAGUACUCAGUACAUGGAAACCAUGUUUCCUCUUUAUAGUUUGUUUGGAUUCGUAGUUCUGCACAUACUUAUGUAUGCUGCUGAUAUAUACUUCUGGAGGCGAUACAAAGUGAAUCGGUCAUUCAUUUUUGGUUUCAAGAGAGGAUCUGAGUUGAGCUGCCUUGAUGUUCUCCUCCUAGCUUUUGUCCUUGCAACUGUGGCACUAGCCAGUGUACUUGCGAACCUUGACAUGGAGAUGGAUCCAAUGUCAAAAGAUUACAAAGCCUUCACAGAACUUAUUCCUCUGAUCUUGGUCCUUAUUGUGAUUGCCAUUUUAUCAUGCCCAUUCAACAUCAUGUAUCGUUCAAGCCGGCUUUUCUUUCUCACAUGCCUGUUCCACUGUAUCUGCGCUCCUCUCUACAAGGUCACGCUUCCAGAUUUCUUUUUGGCGGAUCAAUUCACUAGCCAGGUGCAAGCUCUAAGAAGCUUAGAGUUCUACAUUUGCUACUACGGUUGGGGAGAUUUCAAGCAUAGACAAAACACUUGCAGCUCAAGCAGCAUAUUCAAAACAUUUUCCUUCAUUGUUGCUGUCAUUCCAUACUGGUGUCGUUUGCUUCAGUGCCUCAGGCGAUUAUUUGAAGAGAAGGAUGCAAUGCAAGGAUACAACGGGGUGAAAUAUUUCCUCACAAUAGUAGCUGUUUGCCUCAGAACAGCUUACAACCUUGAUAAAAGGAUCACUUGGAAGGUGCUUGCCUGGGUGUUCUCAAUAUCUGCAGCAAUCGUUUCUACAUAUUGGGACCUUGUCAUAGAUUGGGGCCUCCUGCAAAAGAAAUCCAAGAAUCGCUGGUUAAGAGACAAACUUGCAAUACCUCACAAAAGUGUAUAUUUCACAGCCAUGGUGCUGAAUAUCUUGCUGAGAUUUGCAUGGUUGCAGACAGUACUGGAUUUCAAGGUUAACUUCCUGCAUAGACAAGCUAUGAUCAGCAUUAUUGCGAGCCUGGAGAUCAUACGUCGGGGCUUAUGGAACUUCUUCAGAGUGGAGAAUGAGCAUUUGAACAAUGUGGGCAAGUUCAGAGCCUUCAAGUCUGUGCCACUACCUUUCAACUACAACGAAGCUGAAGACAAGGACGAGUGAUUCAGCUACGCCAUCGACACACACAUAUGUACUACCUACAUUAUGUCUUUUUUUGGACAUGCAUAAAAAAAAUUUUAUGCACCUUUUUCUAUUUUUCUCAUUCAAUGGAAACUUAUAUAUUACUAACUCC